Anopheles gambiae (African malaria mosquito) is the source of this 2003-nucleotide messenger RNA. RefSeq lists its product as uncharacterized. The record is from RefSeq and is a predicted model, not a curated record. NCBI's taxonomy places the organism in Eukaryota, Metazoa, Arthropoda, Insecta, Diptera, Culicidae. Bases 509 to 721 code for a protein of 70 amino acids. The transcript has 3 exons.
ACCUCUCCCAUGUUGGCUAUCGUUAUUAACCGAAUUUAAUGUAGCAAAAAAACAAACCCACACACAUCUUGUGCGUAGUCAGUUACAUGGAACGAUUUUCCGAUAUACGUCAUUUUUAGCUUUUGCUAAGAUUUAACUAUUACCAACCGUUUAUACUUAUUCUGCCAUUUGCGGUAUACUGUGCUGUAAGAAUCGUAUUUCAUUAACGUAACUGUUGAUACUAAAAUUGAGUGAAUCGAAGGCGAACACAAAUAUGGGACGAAAUAUCCAUGUGCCAAACUAUCGCGAUAGCAGCACACGCAAUGGGCCAAAUAACAAUUGAGGUGUUUCUUUAAUGGUACUGGUUUGCCACUUUCUACCAAUACCGUGAACGCAUCAGAGCUUGCAUCCCGAGCAGAACUGCAUCUCAUCCGGAAAGCCCACCACCCAGCCUUACCGUCUGCUGCACUAACGCACUAACAACGCCACUGCUUGCCAAAGGAUUUUGCGGAAAAAGUAAACAAUCAAAAUGGCCGUCGGGAGAGUGGCUGGUACGGGGAACAUCGGGUACUCUUCAAAUUACCGGACUGGAGGGCGGUCCUACCAUGGCGGGAUAAAUGAGGAAAUCAUAUGGAUUAGCAUCGGGAUGGCGGUCACCAUCGCCAUCCUAAUCACGUUAGCAUUGAUUUAUCUUGCAUACGAAAAGUGUCAAAAGCGACGGCAGCGCUACAUACAAGCGUGAAAAGUAUGCAACGGUAUGUGCCGUGUGCCAGUCCCCGAUAAGAUCCCCCCGCAGUAUGAAGAGAUGUAGAGAGCAGCAGCAACACCGUUCAUCAAUACCAAAAACCAGCAACGUAGCUUAGACAAAAGGAUGAGAGAAAAAAAGCAUAACCAAAACCACAUAGCAAUUCUCUACCACCACUAAUGGACCAAACUAAUUAAAAAAGAAUGCCUCUUUACGGAAGCACUUAAAUAAAGUCAUAAGUAUAAGGACAACAAAUUUAAAGUAAAACAGGCAAAACAAAAAAAAAACACCCGUAGCUAAAAGGCGCCACCCUUCAGUGGGUGUGAUUAAAUCAAACGAAACCUAAUGCCAAACACUUUUUAAAAACCAUAUAUGUAUACAUUUAUAUACUUAAACAACAGCAAAACGAUCGAUUUAUUCGUUGAGCUCAAACUCCACACAAUGAGUAGUGUGUGUAUGUGUAAAAUCCUUUUGUCGCGAGAUGACUGCAUAGAAGCACCUGAAGAGGACUUAUUUACUUACUUAGUUUUUGGCACGCGGUCAUAAAGCAAGCGCACCCGCAAUUGUUACAAAACGUAAAUUUAUACGCGUUUUACUGUUUUACCGUAAGGCAGAGCCUAAUUUACCAAGUACUAUUUGACCGGUUUUACCGGAAGGCUGGGAGCCAAACGAACGGGAGGCGGAUGCGAAGCAUGAACUGGAAUAAAAUCAAAUAGUUUAUUUUUAAAUAAAAUCGUUUCGUAGCCAAGUUAAAGUACUGAACGCAUAAACAAAAAAGCACAUUUCACAUUACAUAAAAACAAUGGACAUUUUGAGCCUUUGCAAAAAAAACUGUUGUGCAACGGUUGAACCCUGUUUUAUAAGUCUAGCACCAAUAGAUUCAUCCGUCGUCCACGAAACUAGAGAACCAUAACGUUAAAAAUACAAAGAAAACAAUUAAACACAGACGAUUUUCACCAAAGAAAUAUUAAACAAACAGAACAACUGUAGGUAAUCUCAAAACAGUUUAAAAAAAAUGAAAGAAGCAAACCAAACAAAUAGACACCAACCAGAGUUUUCCCACAAUAAUGCAUACCACCAUCCCCCCCCCCCCCCCCCCCCCCCAUUAACCUCUUCGUACUUCAUUUUCGAUGUGGUUCCAUGUUAGCAUUAAUGAACGUUUAUUUCUUGUUUAAUACACUGAACAAGUAGAUGUUUAAUACUCUGAACAAAAGCCAUGCGCAGCCCAAGGUUACAAAAAUACAGGAAGAAUGGGAAAUAAAAUAAAUUAGGAAAAGAA